This is a messenger RNA of Plasmodium gonderi, 1353 nucleotides long. RefSeq names its product XPA binding protein 1. The transcript has a single exon. Bases 1 to 1353 code for a protein of 450 amino acids. Gene Ontology annotation, molecular function: GTPase activity. The record is from RefSeq and is a predicted model, not a curated record. NCBI's taxonomy places the organism in Eukaryota, Apicomplexa, Aconoidasida, Haemosporida, Plasmodiidae.
AUGGAAGAGAAAAAAAAAAGAGAAAAUAUUCAAGCGAAGAGCGAACAAAAAAACACAGUUAAAAUUGAAAAUUACAAAAUAAAUAACGCAAAAUGUGAAGAUAUUUUAAAAGAUAAACGCGGUGAAAAUGUAGAAAAUAACAACAUUUCAAUAAUAGAAAAUUACAAGCGCGCCGAAACUGACGAUCAAAAAGGUGAUCAUUGUGAAAUGACAUUUGACAAAAGGGAUUGUAUAAAUGUUGAUACUUCUAACAACAUGAACCACCUCGAUGCAACACACAAUGAAAACAAAAAAGAAGAAAAGGAAAUUAAUUAUUUUCAGGAAAAUAAAAAUGAAUCCAAACAUUUGGAGGAAAAGAAAAAUGAAAACCAAAUAAAUCAGUUACAAGAAAAUGAGACGUGCAUAAAAAAGGAAGGCGAAAAUGGAGUUAACCAUACCGAUAAAGAGGCUAAUUUGAAAGACUACUAUAAAGACCUGCCAACCGUUAUAAUCGUAAUUGGAAUGGCGGGGAGCGGUAAGACGACUUAUGUUGGGUCCUUAUAUAAUUAUCUAAAAGUAGAAAAAAAAAAAAAAGUAUAUACAAUGAAUUUAGACCCAGCUGUUAAAUAUUUGCAAUACCCAGUAAACAUAGAUAUAAGAGAUAGUAUAAAAUAUCAUGAAAUAAUGAAAGAGUAUAAACUUGGACCCAAUGGUGCCAUAAUGACAUGUUUAAAUCUAUUUGCUACCAGAUUUGAUAAAGUCAUUGAAAUAUUAGAAAAGAGGAAAAAUAAAUUGAAUUAUAUAAUUGUUGAUACACCUGGGCAAAUUGAGGUAUUUAAUUGGUCAGCAAGUGGUAAUAUUAUUUUAGAAACCUUAUCAGUCAGUUUUCCAGUUGUUAUUAAUUACAUUAUCGAUACUGUUAGAUGUGAAAGACCUAUUACAUUUAUGUCUAAUAUGCUUUAUGCGUGCAGUGUUUUAUAUAAAGCCAGACUACCUUUUUUAGCUUGCUUUAAUAAAACCGAUAUCAUUAAACAUGAUAAAUGUGUCGAAUGGAUGAAAGAUUAUGAUAGCUUCAAUGAAGAUGUUAUACAUGAUGAGAGUUAUAUGGCUAGCUUCAGUAGAUCAUGUGCACUAAUGAUUAAUGAAUUCUACGAGGGAAUAAAAACUGUAGGUAUUUCUUCCAAAACUAAUGAAGGGUUUAAUAGUAUACUAAAAAAUUUAGAUCUUCUAAAGGAAGAAUAUAUUAGUGAAUAUGUUACUUUUAUUGAAAAACAAAUGAAAAAAAUUAAAAGAAAAAAGGAAAAAAAUAUCAAAUUGAAAAUGGAAAAUUUAUUAAUUCAGAAACAAAAGGAUCUAUCCAGUAUAAAAAAAUAA